Molecule: messenger RNA, 740 nt
Organism: Anopheles darlingi
Lineage: Eukaryota; Metazoa; Arthropoda; Insecta; Diptera; Culicidae
Exons: 4
Coding region: 24-701 (225 amino acids)
Source: RefSeq, a predicted model, not a curated record
GUGUGCUUCGAAUAGUACAUACCAUGGAAAAGCUGGUUGCAACCGCCGUUUUCCUCGCUGCUCUCAUCUGUUGGCGAAUUGACCAGACACAGAGCAUCACUCACCAAAGCGAUGGCGUCGUUACCGAAAUUUUCGACCUAAACAAGCUAUUGCGGGAAAACGCGAACCCACAAGUGAUCCUGCAAGAGGAAACGAAGGGAAGUGUAAAAACCGUGGAGAUCAGUGCGGAUACCAACAACGUGUUUCAAGGGUCUGUUCAGGAUAGCGGCUCUCCCGCGCAACAGGACUUAGCGUAUCAACAGAGUCUUCGGAAGUAUCAACAGGAUCUAAACGAAUAUCGACGGCUUUUAUCGCAAUACAGAGAGUUUUCAGAUAACACGAACAGCAAACCAGCAGCUAUGUACGUGCAAACGAUACAGCAGACAUACUCUCAGCCAUAUCAGUACCAAUCUUAUCAGCUCCAGCCAUACCAAACCCAACCGUACCAAACCCAACCGUACCAAUCACCGUCGUAUCAAUACCAACCAUACCAAUACCAGCCGACUACAUAUCAGUCCUACACAGGCUACCAGCAAGGAUCAGCUUUCCGGCAACCAACAUUUCAACGAAAUUCGAAUCCAUUGGGUUUAGGAGCGGGAUCUUCUGUCGGAAGCCUUCUGAGCAAUGCGGGAAGCACGCUGUUUGGAGGAUUGUUUGGCUAAAAAAAAACUUUAGUGACACCUCCCUGCAAGGAAAGGAUG